Molecule: messenger RNA, 4893 nt
Organism: Petromyzon marinus (sea lamprey)
Lineage: Eukaryota; Metazoa; Chordata; Hyperoartia; Petromyzontiformes; Petromyzontidae
Source: RefSeq, a predicted model, not a curated record
CGGCCCCGCCCCCCUCUCCCCUCACCGGAAGUCGACCUGGUUAAAGAACGCCGAUACCAACCUGUACAGAAGUACUUACACUCAGCUUUAAACUCACAUUCAUUCGUAAUUAGAACUACGCAAAAUACUACGAAACAUUCUUUAUUGUCUUAUCAGGUUGUUUUACGGUUUAAUGCAAAAAAAUAUAUAACUGGACGGAAAUUCUUAUUAAAGUUUUAAAGCGACGUUGCACCUAUGGGAGACUUGUGAGGGACUCGUCGACUCGUGAGGGACUCGUGAGAGGGACUCGUCGACUUUAUCUCUGGGUAUGGAGAUGCCGGGUGGCGUGCGAGGCUCCUCGCGUGACCUCGAGUCCCAAGCGGAGCUCCGAGAGCGCCUCUACUCAGCCUUCAAGAGCCGAGGCCUCCUCACUUCGCUAAAGACCCAUGUGCGAGACCGUGUCGUCCGUGAGCUGCGCUGUCCAGGCGAGUCGAAGGCUCCUCCGGGCCUGGUGGAGAGUGCCGCUCUGAGCCUCGUGGCUCAGCAUCUGGGGGCCACGGCCUGCGAGUACUCGCUGUGCCUCCUGUACCCAGAGAGUGGCCUGCAACCCCACGCGGUAUUGAAGCCGGAGGAGGUUCUGCGGGUUCUAGGUUUAAGCUCGGAGCGCUGGGCAGCACGGACAACUGCGGGGAGUGCAGGAGGAAGCCAUCAGAGUUUGUUGCUCUGGCUGCUGGAAGAGCUCUCCGAGAGAAGGAGAGGGAGCGGCGUUCGCGAUGAGGAGACGCAGACCAGCCCCGAGGAGCGAGCGUGGGGCGAAACACUCGGGGAGAGGCUGCGCUGCAUUGACCGUGAGUUUUCGGCGUCUGUCCCGGACCCCAAGGGAGCAGCCGGAUCUGCCCUCCACCGGCUGGAGCUGCAGGUGGAGCGGAGAGUCCGGGAGGAGGUGGACACCAGGGUGCGAGAGUUCACGGAGCGCUCGCUGUCCGAGGCGGUGCAGAGAGAGCGCCGGAGUGAUGGGGAGCAGCGGGCUGAGUGGCUGAGCGGGGCCGAACGCGACGCUCGGAGGCAGCGCGAGGAGCUGGAGCGGAGCCACGCGGCCGCGUCCAAGCUGUGGCGCCAAACCCAGGAGGAUGAUGAGCGAGCGCUGUACCAGGAGAGGCAGACGCUGCUGAGAGAGGCCGAGGCUCUGAGGGUGCGGGAGGCCCAGCACAAAUUCCACGUGCAGUCCACUGAAGCCGCCCUGCGGCUGAGGGAGCGAGGGGUGGAGAGCGCUGAGGGGAGGCUGAAGGAGAGGGAGACGGCGGCCGGAGCCCUGGAGGAGACGUUCACCCUCCGGCUCCGGCAACACACGAUGGCGCACGAGGUGAGAGUGCAGCAGGAAUUUCAGGAGAGGACUCUCAAACUCGUCCAGGGGGAGGAGAGGCUGGCAGCGUCCGAUCGGGAAACCCAGAAGCAACUCCAGGAGCUGCAGGAGGCUCGCUGCACCAUCGCUCGCCUACAGGCUGAACUGGCGGAGGCGAGGGAGGCGGUCGCAACGGCGACGAGGAAAGGGGAAGAGACACUCGCCAUGGCAACGAGGAGAGGGGAGGAGGCGGCCGCCACGGCAACGAGGAGAGGGGAGGAGGCAGUCGCCGUGGCAACGAGGAACUGGGAGGAGGAGAGGGAAGCUAUGCGGGGAGCCGUGCUGAGUCUGGAGACGGAGCUCAACGCCGCUAGAGAGGAGACCUCACGACAGAGACUCGCACGGCAACGGGACUCGGACUCACAGAUGGAGAGGAUAUCGACUCUGAGGAAGGAGCUGCGUCUACAGCAGGAACACAACCAGCUCCUGGAGAGACAGCUCAUGCUCACGGCCGGAGGUUCACGAUCACCACCACCUCCUCCACCACCACCUCCUCCUCCUCCCCGCCUCGCACGCUCUCCAUCUCCGGACUUCCUCGCCGAGGCCCAGCUGCGCGUGAGGCAGCUGGAGCUGCAGGCCCUCAGCCUGGAGGAGGCCUACAGACGCUGCGCUCCAAACGCCACCGCCAAGAGCUUCGCCCCAACAGAGCGCCACCACCAUCUCCAUCACCACAACCACCAGCGCAGCACCAGCGGGUGGGCAGGGAGAGGAGGAGGGGGAUGGGACUGGGACCUGGGGCUGGGAGCUCGGGCAGAGGGGGUGGGAGGGGAGAGACGUUGUGAGGAGAGGGACACUGGGAUGGCCGGGUUGGGCAGACAAUUGUGGCUAGAGAGAGACGAGACGGGCAUCGAGAGAGACGAGAUGAUGAUCGGGAGACAGACGACGGGAGUAGAGAGAGACGAGACAUGGCUAGAGAGAGACAAGACAUGGCUAGAGAGAGACAAGACAGGGAUCGGGAGACAGACGACGGGAGUCGAGAGAGACAAGACAUGGCUAGAGAGAGACGAGACGGGGAUCGAGAGAGAUGAGACGGGGAGCGGGAGACAUACGAUGGGAGUCGAGAGAGACAAGACAUCGCUAGAGAGAGACAAGACAUGGCUAGAGAGAGACGAGACGGGGAUCGGGAGACAGACGAUGGGAGUAGAUAGAGGCAAGACAUGGCUAGAGAGAGACGAGACGGCGCUAGGGAGAUGGACAACAGGGAUGGAGAAAGAGAGAGGACUGGAGAUGGACAAGAUCGUGAUGGGGAGACACAAUACAGGGAUAGAGAGAGAGACAACAGGACUAGAGAGAGAGACAAGACGAGAGAGAGAGACAGAGAGACAGGCAGGACUAGAGACAGAGACAGAGAGACAGACAGGACUAGAGAGAGAGACAGGGACACAGAGACAGACAAGACGAGAGAGAGAGACACAGAGACAGACAGGACUAGAGAGAGAGACAAAUCGAGAGAGAGAGACAGAGAGGCAGACAGGGCUAGAGAGUGAGGCAGGGCUAGAGAGACAGAAGCCAGGGUUACAGAGACGGAUGGAGAUGCAAGAUUGGGAUACAGACGACACGGACCAGGGGAACGUGGAACUGGACACACGAGGGCAGGAGGGGAGAGACGAACGAGAGAGUGAGAGUGAGAGACAGAACGUGGAGAUGGAUGGAGGGAUGAAGGAGAUGGAGGAGGUGGAGGAAGUGGUGGUGGAGGAGGAGGAGAUCCGGGUCGACUGUCCUAUCAUCCCUGGCGGUGGUGGAAACCAAGACUCACUCGACCAAUCAGAGCGGAGCGAUCGUCACGACCACAUCCAAUCACGUCGCGCCGUCUCCGGUGAUCCCGGCCGAUCGGAUAGCGUUGUUCGCCUUGCCGUUGACCAAUCGGAUCGCAGCAUCCGCGUCGAUGGGGACCAAACAGAUUGCAGGCUGCAGAGCAUAGGCGACCGAUUGGAUAGCGCCGAACCGCCGGCUCUCGACCAAUCAGCCGGCUCUUCCCACACAGCUCACACUGAGAUGCAGGGCGGUAGCAGCAGUAGUGGACCACAGCCCCUUGCAGCGGUAAGUGAGCGGCUGAGUGGAUCAGUGGGAGAGGCCGGAGCGGAUCUAGGGGUUGCCCAGACCCUCCCGGAGAGCGAGGUGAUGAACACAUACCUGCAGAUGGUGAGAGGGGAGUCUCAAAGUCCGCCACCUCGCGGACUUGGAGACGGGUCUCUGUCCGUGGGGAGCGAGGGUGUUGUGUCCAGAGACAGUGUGGACACGGCGUCACACGGAGAUGAUGACUUCUGGUGACACCAACAUGAAGACACUGACACAUAACUCAUAUGCACAAACUCACAGCAACAACGGCCACUCACCACUAAGUAGCGGUGACCUCACCACGUGUGCUUUGUGCCAGGCCAGGUGCACUUUGACGCCACAUGAAAUGUCAAAGGCUCGCAGGAGGUUAUGGGGACAGACCCAGGUGCCAUGGGUUUACUAACUGAGAUGACUGGCAGAUACACCACCUGUGCUACCCACUGUGUCAACUUUCUGGAUUUUAUCCACCCGGCGCUCCGCUCAUUAUUGUGAGCAUUGCUCCUCUGCUCUCCGUUGUUUUUGGAGGGUGACUGCCUCCAACUCCCCAGCAGCGGCCUUAACGAGCCUCCGCCUUAGAGGCCAGUCCACUCAGCUCCACAUCGUCCUGCACCGUAUCACUCCGUCUCUUCUCAAGCCAAUGCGGCGCCCGUUUAGCCCCCUCUAUGCGGACAAACAGAAGCUGCUUGGGUAUGCGGUGGUUGGGCAUGCAGGUUAUAUGACCCAGCCAACGGAGCCUUGCCUACUGGAGCAGCUAACCGAUAGAGGACUUUGUCUAGAUCAUUCAAGGCUUUGUGAACUCACACUGAUCCAGUCUGAUUAAACCCAGGAGGGAUCGUAGGCAGGCCAGCCUGAAUGUUUUAAACAGGCGCAGAUGUUCCUUUACAGGGCCUCACAUUUCACAAGCAUUGAGAAGGGAGGCAAUGACUGUGGCCGAGAAGACCCGAAGCUUCUUGCGGAGUGGCAGACCAGGUAGCUUCCACACAGCAUUACGCAGCCGAUGGAAAGAUAAUGCCGCCCGACUGAUUCGCAAUGAGACCUCCGCCACCACCACCUCCUCAUCCUCACCACCACCACCACCUCCACCGCUAUCAUCUCCACCACCACUUCCACCUCCGCCACCAUCUCCACUACCACCACCUCCACCACGAUCACUACACCACGCUAAGCCCCACAUAGUACCCCCUGUUUUCCACUGGCACAACCGAGCCAUCCUAUGUUGGCCCAGCCUGGCCCGGUGAUGAUGCGGACCACGUGCCCCUGUCCAGUGGAGGGGCCGCAUCCCUUGCGGGCAUUUGCGGUUUGAAUCUGGCUGGCCACCCUGCUUUUCAAUGUUUUUUAUGUUGACGAUGACGAUGAUGAUGGUGGUGGUGGCACUUUGAUUGACAGAUUUGUGCCGGAAAGAUCCCAAUACCAUUGCGCAUGUAUCAAGAAAAAUAAACUUGACUUUACUCGGA